Molecule: messenger RNA, 1026 nt
Organism: Rhizopus microsporus ATCC 52813
Lineage: Eukaryota; Fungi; Mucoromycota; Mucoromycetes; Mucorales; Rhizopodaceae
Exons: 7
Coding region: 1-1026 (341 amino acids)
Biological process (GO): protein localization to kinetochore; attachment of mitotic spindle microtubules to kinetochore; kinetochore assembly
Cellular component (GO): kinetochore
Source: RefSeq, a predicted model, not a curated record
AUGCAAGAAACAGCAUCUAAUCGACUUGAUGAAUUACAAAAACAUAUAGAACGGGCCAUUUCAAGCCUUCAGUUAUUAAAAUACCAAUCCGAAUUUCAGCAAAAAGUCAAAUCUAUUGAUCAAGAUGACCAACUACAACAUCCAAAAGCAUUACAUGCAAAAUUACAAAGUAUUAAAGAUAACUUUAAAAUUUUACAACGAAAUUAUGUCAACAUCAAAACAAAAGAACGAUUCUUACAAGCUUUAUUUGAUGAACCAAAAGUAAAAGUAACAGCCGAAGACGUUAAAGAGAUUGAGGAUAAAAAGAAUGAACUAGAAAAGACUGUAGAAGAGCAUAAUUUUGAAAUCGAACAACUGGAAGAAGACGUAUAUAGGGUUGCAAAUACAAUUGAUCGAUCAAGGAAGGAGUUAUUGGGUCGUGUUGAGGAUAUGAGCAAAAUAUUAGCAGAUACACUUAAUAUGGAGAAAGAAGUUGAGAGAAUACAGGAACUUGCAUCGAAUAAAAAUACACUUACGAUUGAGGAAGCAAAUAGCAUAAUAGCAACACAAACAAAUGAAUUAACUGCACUAGCGAGGGAAACUCAAGAGAAAAAAGAGGCUAUUGAGGAGCAACAGUGUGUAGUAGAAGACCUGGAAGAAGAGGUCCAAAGGCUAGAAAAGGAAGCUGAACUUGCCCAAGCAGAAGCCAAUAAACUACUAAAGCUGAAUGCGGAAAAGAACCCUGUUAUCGAAAAGGAGUACAGAGUUUUCAAACGAGCAAUAGACACGUGCGUCCAAGUGUCUGGUAUUGAUAAGGUUGAGUAUAUAUCUGAUACAGCAGUUAGUAUCACUUUUGCAAAACCUAUAGAAGCUACCCUUCAUAUCUCAGUUGAUCUGAAUGAGGAUAAGAUAACAGGUGCUUAUCUUUCAGGGACACAAAUACCUAUCAAAGACCUAAUCAAACAUGUUUCAAAAGUGACAAUUACAGAGGGAAUUCAGAGAAUGACAAUAGAGACAUUUGCUAGGCUAAGAAGUAAAGUAAAGUAA